UGGGAGGCAAUGCUCGACGUCUCGCAUAACAUCAUGGCUCCUAUCCUCGUGGGCCCGGAGCUGGGGUUCUCGAAGGAAUACGUCGCCCACGCCCGAGGAUACACCCAGACAAUCCCCGUCUGGGUGGCGCUCAAGUUCCUGCUGCCCUCCUCUCUGUAUUCGGCGUCGUCGUACGUGCUGCCCCCUGGCCGAGCUGUGCGCCAUCAUCUGGCCGAGACGCGCCGGCUGGUGCUGCCGGAGAUCCGCAAGUUACUCGCAGACCAGGGAGACGAUGCUGCCGUGGAGUCCCGAUCCGUUCUCGCCGGGCUGGUGAAGCUGUCGGCGCCGGAUGCACAGGACGACGAAGCCCUGGCGGAGAUCGUCAACCAGCUGCUCUUUGUGCUGUUCGCCGGGGCGGAUCUCUUCGCCGUCGUGCUCUCCCAGUUGCUGCUCAAUAUCCUGGGCCAUCCGCAGUACGAAGCCGAGCUGCGCGAGGAAUUGGCUGCUGCGGGCGACAACUGGACUCGGAGGAGUGCUCACCAGUUGCCCAAGCUCGACAGUUUCCUCCGGGAGACACUCCGAUUGAGUCCGCCUAUCAUCUGUACGAUCCAGCGCAAAGCGAUGGAACCUAUUGUCCUCUCCGACGGGACGGUCCUCCAGCCCGGCGACAACGUCAUGGUGCCCACGCGUGGCAUCCUGCAGGAUCCAGAGAUCUAUCCUGAUCCUGACCGGUUCGAUCCCUAUCGGUUCCUGCAAAGCCAGCACCAGACAGUCACGCAGACCCUGGAUUACACAGUGUUCGGCUACGGCAAUCAAACGUGUCCCGGCCGUUUCUUCGGCGUGAUGGCGGCCAAGAUGGUCUUUGCCCGGCUGGUGAUGGAUUACGAGAUGAAAUUCGUGCCCGAGCGAAAGGGGAAGCCUGUGGACUGGCCGCGGGGGAUGAAUCUGAUGCCUAAUACAGAUUCGUUUGUGGCUUUUCGCCGGCGGAGCUGUUCAUUGUAUACAUAAAUGUCUCUUUCAUAUAGGUAACAAUUCAAGGUUGGUUGGUUAUGAAUAUCAACACCCAGUCCAAGGCAGUGGCAGUGGCAGUGGCAGUCGAGAUGCAUCAAGUAAGUCAUAAUCCAGUCCAGCCUCAUCCACUCCGUCUCCCCGCCCAAACAGCGGCGCAAAGACCCAGUCGUGCGAGAACCAGAGGGCGGCCACGACAAAGCGCAUGAGGACAGCCACCCAG
Messenger RNA from Penicilliopsis zonata CBS 506.65, 1210 nucleotides. RefSeq lists its product as hypothetical. Lineage: Eukaryota; Fungi; Ascomycota; Eurotiomycetes; Eurotiales; Aspergillaceae. The transcript has 2 exons. Gene Ontology annotation, molecular function: iron ion binding; oxidoreductase activity, acting on paired donors, with incorporation or reduction of molecular oxygen; monooxygenase activity. The record is from RefSeq and is a predicted model, not a curated record. Bases 34 to 987 code for a protein of 317 amino acids.